Perkinsus marinus ATCC 50983 is the source of this 2022-nucleotide messenger RNA. RefSeq names its product carbon catabolite repressor protein, putative. Gene Ontology annotation, cellular component: mitochondrion. Gene Ontology annotation, biological process: nuclear-transcribed mRNA catabolic process, deadenylation-dependent decay. Gene Ontology annotation, molecular function: 3'-5'-RNA exonuclease activity. The transcript is spliced from 6 exons. The coding region runs from base 172 to 2022 and encodes 616 amino acids. Lineage: Eukaryota; Perkinsozoa; Perkinsida; Perkinsidae. The record is from RefSeq and is a predicted model, not a curated record.
CGCCCCAUCCUGCUGCUGCAGCUGGCCUGGCCGCGACUCUUACGUCCACUACCGUGCAGAGCAUCUACAAAACUAACUUCCAUCACCACAGCGUCAUCAUCUGUUCUCCUCAAUCAGCUUAUUUUCCCACCCACACAUUCUGGACUUCUGGGAUUAACUAGACUAGCUACAAUGACAACAACAACUACAGCAGUUGACGCAAAAGCAUCAUCCCCUGCGGUUAUAUCGGAGGACGGCAGCAGCGUUGUAAUACUGAUGAGAGUAAAUGGCAAGAGACUAACAUUCAACAGGAACUCAUCGGAUACCAUGGAUCAGGUAUUAAGACGUAUGCAAUUGAGUGUGGAAAAGGCGUAUGGGAUUGGUGACAAGCGGAAGUUGAAGAAGAGGAAAGGGCCUCCACCAGUGGACGAGUCGGAGCAUGGCAACAAAGUCCGAAUACAAUGGUCGGAUAAGGAAGGCAAUAAGCUUGCCUCCACGGACUCCUCUGUCAACACGACAACUCUUGCUGAGCUCAGUCGAUCCACGAAGGAGAUCACUGUCAAUGAACACGUCUACUCAGUUUUUCUGAAUCCCCCACUGGUUACAUCUGUUGCCCUAAAGUACUUCGUUUUCGCCGAGUAUCCCAUAAUUCCACUGGUAGAGUGCAGUAACACAACUCCUGAAGAAGUCGUAUACGAAUAUAAAACAACUGAGAGUGAGGAGCUCGUCCAUUCGGGCAGGAUCUUCACGCCUGGGGAAGAGCUCAUAGGAAAGAAGCUGCUGGUCUCAGCCUAUCAUAGCGAUUGUCGAAGUCUCCCCCAAGCUGAAUCUGACCCGAGCCGGCCCGUCCGUCCGUCACCCAGCAAGGGAACGUUCCGUGACAGGCGUCUACCCAAGCCUCUAGGAGUCACACCGCCGAACCAUAUUCGGGUGGCGAGUUUCAACGUCCUCGCCCAGCGUUAUGUUCGGACGCCCUUGGCCACUAAGGUCAUGUAUCGUAACGUGAAGUCCUGUCGAGAGGUGCUCGAAUGGGAGUAUCGAUGCCCGCUGUUGAUGCGUGAGCUGAUGGAUGUGAAGGCUGACGUAUUCGCUUUCCAAGAGGCCGAGCCGAGGUUUGUCGAAACCGUUCGUGAAGUGUUGCCGCAAUACACUGUGAGGUUCGUCGAGAAGAACGGCAACAAGGGAGAGGGUUGCGCUAUUGCAUAUAGACAUGAUCGAUUCGAGAUGUUGGACGAGAUCGCUCUGGACUUGGCAUCUACUGGUGUGAAGGCUCAGCUUAGUGAAGGACAGUUGUCUGAACUUCAGCAUAAGUGGGGUCAAGUGGACAUGUUCGCUGACGUCUUUGAUAACCUCGGCACAGCUGGGCAGGUCCUGGUAUUGCGUGAUCGCCAGGAGAGUGGCAAUGUGUUUGUAAUUGGCAACACUCAUCUCUUCUUUCACCGUAAUGCCACCCACGUGCGGCUUCUGCAGGCCCACCUGCUAGCAAUGGCCGUCAAGCGCGAACUGGACAAAUUCGAAGGGGCCAACGUCUUCAUAUGCGGUGACUUCAACUCCUUCCCCGAUAGUGGAGUGGUAGAGUACCUCAGUUCGGGUGGCUUAGCAAGCAACCAUAAAGACUGGUACUAUGGCCCGCAGUUCAAGUGGGACUCACAAGACUGCGCCGAUGUGGACGAAGCAGUCGAUGAGUCAGCGUAUCAUGAGGUCCUCGUGGACGAACCGGAAUGGGGGGAAGGGGAUGAGCUCUUCGGUUUGGCAGGCGAGGUGAAACGGAUGCAGCCUGAGAAGGUUGAUAUGGACCUUGGCAUCGAACUCCAUCAUGGCAUCAACGGGUUACGGCACACAGAGCUUCCACAGUACACUAACGCUGUAUGCAACUUCAAGGCCGUGUUGGACUACAUAUUCUACACACCUCGUCUCACGCCUGUGUGGAGCUUGCCUGGCCUUACUGAUGAUGAUAUUGAAGCCUGCAAUGGUGGUCUGCCAUACAAAUGCUAUGGCAGUGAUCACGUUAUGAUAGCCACUGAGUUUGCGAUUUCACCCUGA